UGCUAUAUAUAUAUAUAUAUAUAUAUAUAUAUAUAUAUACACACACACACACACAUAUAAGUACCUGUUGCCUGUGUGCGCUGAUCGACGGAAUAACCACUUGAUACUUUCUGAGCCUGCCGAGAUUGCCACUUAUUGUUCGGCCUCCAUAAUGCGAGAACCGAAAGGAUGUUAUCAAAAGAGGCUGGACAAGAAGAAAAAGAAUGACGUCGUAGGACGAAGAACAAGGAGGAGAAAAGCAAGACGUCCCGCGCCGUAGAUUGAUCGAGUGAAAAAUAAGGCUUCGGAGCGCCGUAACGAUAUACCCAGUUUCUUUGCUUUGUCAAUAAAUAUCGAAGUAAGGUAUAUAGGGCGGACAGAAAGCGAUGGUUCGGAGGCACUAUACCAAGGCUUGGCUUCCAUAGGGCGAUAAGACACCUUGGCUUGACGAUACGCUGAGUUACGUUAUAUAUAGAUGGCCCGGGACGUGCGCUAAUUCGCCGGGCGCCGAUGGUACACGCGUAGCGCAGCGGCGCGAGACGCGUGCGUUCAAGAUGAACGAGGCCGCUCUGCAGCUGGGCCAGCAUCAGCAGCCCUUGGCGCACCAGCUGUCGAACUACACGGAGCUGCUGCGCCGACUGAACAUCACCGAGGAGGACCUCGACUACGUGAACAACUUCGGCUCGAGCGCCGGCAUCGGCGGCACCGGCGGCACCGGCGGCACCGGCGGCGGCUGCUCCUGCGGGCCCUGCCACUGCGGCAGCCUCGUGCGCCGCUUCGCCGCCUCGUACCGCGCCUACCACGGCUACGUGGCGCUCCUCGUCUGCGGCUUCGGCACCCUGGCCAACCUGCUGAACGUCGCGGUGCUGACGCGCAAGGAGCUGCGCCGCGCCCCCAUCAACCGGAUCCUCACGGGCCUCGCCGCCGCCGACGUCCUGGUCAUGCUCGAGUACGUGCCCUUCGCCAUCUACGAGUACAUCGUCCUGCCCGAGCGCAGGCACUUUCCCUACGGCUGGGCCGUCUUCGUCCUCUUCCACAUGCACUUCAGCCAGCUGCUGCACACCAUCAGCAUCGCCCUCACCCUCAGCCUCGCCGUCUGGCGAUACAUCGCCGUCAGGUUCCCCCAGUGCAGCCGCAGCUGGUGCACGCCCGCGAGGUGCAGGCUCGCGCUGCUCUGCAGCCUGCUGGCAGCCGGACUCGCCUGCGCGCCCAGCUACUUCGUUUUCGGGAUACGGGAACAGAAGCUGAUGGAAGAAAACGGCCCUGUGGUGCUGUAUCACGUUGACGCAAGUAGAGGCCCGUCGAGCGAUGACGAUCGGGGCCUUCUAUACAGGCUAAACUUUUGGUUGUUGGGUGUACUCGUCAAACUGUUGCCCUGCUUUGUUCUUACGGUCAUCAGCUGUCGUCUCAUACAGGCCCUGUACAAUAGAGCCAAGACCCGGAGGCGACUUUUGCGGCCGUUGGACGGUCAGCUAACGGACACGCCGGCGACGGGCGGCAGAUCGGAGCGUCGGGCCGACCGCACCACGCGGAUGCUCGUCGCGGUGCUGCUGCUCUUCCUCAUAACCGAGAUCCCCCAGGGCGUCCUGGGCCUCCUCUCGGCGCUGCUCGGCGACUGCUUCUUCCGCAGCUGCUACCACAGCCUCGGCGAGAUCAUGGACAUCCUCGCGCUCUUCAACGGCGCCGUCAACUUCAUCCUCUACUGCUCGAUGUCGCGGCAGUUCCGCACGACCUUCGGUCGGCUCUUCAAGCCCAGCAUCGUCGUCGGCAAGUGGCAGCCGGCCUGCACCCAUCAGACCGACAUCCAGAGCACCUACGUCUGACCACGAUUCUCCCCGAUGAUUGUCGCGCGAAUCUGCGGAUGGGCUGCGGUAUACCCUUUUUCUCAUCCUCCACCAUAGCGGCCCGAUGAGAAGCAGAAUGUACAGAGACGCCGUCUCGGAUACGAUUAUUUCACCCGCGUAGCGCAGGUGUUUGAGGCCGAGAAACAAUUUUCUCCCUCUGCCCCCACCCCCACUAACACACGGGCUGGCGCGCGCUCACACACACACCGCAAUGGCGUCGUCGACUACUCUUUGUCGUUUGGUCUGGCUGCGAAAAUUCCUCCGAGAUUAAAGUUCUCGCCAACGUCGAUAUCGACAAUCCUCCCUACCUCCCUCUCCUGGACAUUCGUCCCGUGUAUAGUAUAUCCCUCGUCCCUGCAGCAGGCAAGCUAGACAGACAAGCGACUGCAGCUCUGUAUACCUAUCCGUAUGUACGGCAGUUCCUGGCAAAAGUAUAUAGGAUGAGCAUAUUUGGACUGCACUCGUGGAUCUCGGGAGCCACUUGUUCCACUGCGUACAAGGACUUUUCCUCGCUCGAUGUCCCUCCACAAGAUUUCCAUUUACUCUCAUGUGCGUGGAAGGUCGCGCGCUUCGUUACACCUAUAACGGCUCUCGUGCGCACAGUGUCAAAUCGGCGCGUAUAAAUAUUAUAAUAUACGAAGCCGAGACAUUUUUCGCGAUCCUUACAGAAAAUGCGUAGAGCUCGUGCAUUACUGCAGUGCAACGUGAUCUAGCGACGGAAUCACGGAAAAGGCAUAGCGCGGAGCUUGUUUUUCACAAUUAUUCUUAUCUGCUUAUCGCGAUUCUCGUGUUUCCGAAACGUUCCUGAAGCUUUUGUGAUACACAGAACCCGAGGAGAGAGAUCUCUUUCUCUGUACAAAGAUUUAUUACGUGGGAGGACAACUGAAUCCCGCGACUAUAGAUUGAUCGAGUUCUUCGUUUGUUUGUUUAUUAGUUUUUCACUCUGUAAAUAAAGCUUUUUAAUUAGAAGUCGUCGGGGAACGUUGCGUAACGAUAGUGAUUACAUAAAAGUUUUUAAUUUCACUCAAAACCAGACGUAAGAUCAUCCGAGUAUCGACAACGAAAGAUAGCAUCCUUGUCGUGUUGUAUGUUAGUUUAAUGUUCGAUAAUGAUCGUUACACAAUGAUUGAUUUGUAAAAAAAUUCGAGCAUCGCGACAGAGCACCCUCGUGUAUCGUCGGUACGUAGAUAAACGGAAACGUAUAUAAAGGUUGAGAAAAGAAAAAUGUUACCUCCAUUAACUUUCAGGAGAUUUGCAGCCUCUGAGCCCGGCUUAUUGUCUCCGAAUAUCUGAAUGUCUCAACCAGCUUACACAAUAACUAUGUAAAUCUCAAAAUAUUGUUGUAAAAUAAAGGCGAACAUUGCUUUAUGCCCACACA
Messenger RNA from Nasonia vitripennis (jewel wasp), 3201 nucleotides. Its product is annotated as sex peptide receptor. The record is from RefSeq and is a predicted model, not a curated record. The transcript is spliced from 6 exons. Lineage: Eukaryota; Metazoa; Arthropoda; Insecta; Hymenoptera; Pteromalidae. Gene Ontology annotation, cellular component: membrane. Gene Ontology annotation, molecular function: G protein-coupled peptide receptor activity. Gene Ontology annotation, biological process: G protein-coupled receptor signaling pathway. The coding region runs from base 534 to 1802 and encodes 422 amino acids.